GUACGAGGAUGGCCUGCUAGCCGUUGGCCCAUCUGCUAAUGGCGCACGUCGGGGUCAAUCGCCCAGACUGCUCAUCUUCACCGCUUCUCCUCCUGACUCUCAAUCUCCCCACCACAAAUGCGCGCAUGAAACGGAUUGGGGCAGGCGAGCGAUCGUAUCCUUCAUCACAAUGGAGGUGUAGAAGAAACUGGUGGAGACCUCCGGCAACUGUCCACCCUUUAAAUAUUGUUCUGCAGAAAUUUGUGCCGGCGCCUCUGCUCGAGAUCUGCAAGCUGGGUGUACGUGCUUCAUCUCCAGAUUCGUUAUUUUCUCUGCCGAUAAGUCAACGCGAGUUGAAUCUCCCCACCACCGUCGACGCUCAUCUCCUUCCGGUGCGACGCGUGCCGGACGAGGCAGAUUGGAUCCCUCGCCGCCACCACCGCGUCGCCGCGGACACAUGCUCGGAGAAUCUGAAUGCCUCUACAGGUUACAGCCCAGCUUUGGCCAUUUCUCACGGAAAGGAAGUUACGGGCUGGCAUGGCCCAGUUAAAAUCAAGGGGUGGGGUCAGCUAAAAUCAAGGAGGGGUGAAUUCAUGGUGGAGAGGAUGACACAUCUCCCUGUGAAAUCAGUCCGUAGCACACUUUCCGUAAGUGUAGGAUUUUUGUUAAUACUGCUAUUUUGUUUUGGUCCAAGGUUGAGCUUUGGGGAGUAAACACAAGUAUUGUAAUUUUUUGAUUGGGGACCUUCAGUGUGGUAUCUCUGCUUUCAUUACUUCUCGGUUAAUCCUUCAUAAGCCCUUUUAGCUUUAAUGAUUAAAAUAUGUAGCUUAUGUGCCUUUCCUUUCAGUGGUACUCUAUGAAUAAUCUCUUCCCGUGGAUGUAAACUCCAAGUUAGCCAUUAACACAUGGUUCUAGAAAUAUGGAGUGUUUGGUCGACCAAUUCAAUGAUUUUGGUGUUAUAUUGUAA
Molecule: messenger RNA, 946 nt
Organism: Aegilops tauschii subsp. strangulata
Lineage: Eukaryota; Viridiplantae; Streptophyta; Magnoliopsida; Poales; Poaceae
Source: RefSeq, a predicted model, not a curated record